This is a messenger RNA of Entamoeba invadens IP1, 774 nucleotides long. RefSeq lists its product as hypothetical. Gene Ontology annotation, biological process: small GTPase-mediated signal transduction. Gene Ontology annotation, molecular function: guanyl-nucleotide exchange factor activity. The record is from RefSeq and is a predicted model, not a curated record. Bases 1 to 774 code for a protein of 257 amino acids. Lineage: Eukaryota; Evosea; Mastigamoebida; Endamoebidae. The transcript is spliced from 2 exons.
AUGACAACACCAAAGGGGUUUUUAAGUGUUGAUGAAAUUGUCAAGAAAGUCACUGCUAAAAUUGAUAACAAUUCACUUUUAAAAGAGGUGGUGGAAUACAACGAGAAGACGCAGAAGCCUUUGAGUAUUAUAGAAAUAUCCCCAAGACUGUUAGCAGAGCAGUUGUAUGUCACCGAUUUGUAUUUGAUCAAAAAGGUGUCAAUAGGCGAUUUUUUGAGUGAAAGUGCACUCUCGAAAAAGUACUCACAAGACUUGAACAGUAUCAUUUCUGCAUUUGGAAAAACCGUUGGCGUUGCAACAAACAAAACUGAGAUAUUUGAAUUUUUCAUUAGUGUGGCGUAUGAGUGUUUGGAGAUCUCAGAGUACAACUUUGGGUAUCUCAUUUAUUGCGAAUUCACUUCAUUGAGCAUCAAAAUGGAAUAUGCAGAAGCAUUUGAACACGUGGGAAAAGCAAUAAAAGAAAAGUUCAACAAACUCAACAACAUCUUUUUUAUUUCAAAAAAGAACACUUACUUCAAGCACUUCGACAAAGUCACUACAAACAAAUUCCCAAUCACCUCUUAUAUGACUGCAGCAAUUGUUGCAAGCAAUGUCACAAAAAUGAAAGACUUCAGUGGUGAAGAUUAUAACCACAAUUUUGUAAGUCGAAUGAAUAUCCCAGGUAACGUAAUGGUUGCGUUAUACAACGUUUUGAAAAGUACUAUUAAAUACAUGCAUCAUAAAUUGAUACAAAAGUACUUGGUGAUGUGUCUCAAUGGAUUUGAGUCUGUAUAA